Molecule: messenger RNA, 3593 nt
Organism: Cydia fagiglandana
Lineage: Eukaryota; Metazoa; Arthropoda; Insecta; Lepidoptera; Tortricidae
Product: unc-112-related protein-like
Exons: 11
Coding region: 126-2261 (711 amino acids)
Biological process (GO): integrin-mediated signaling pathway; cell-matrix adhesion
Cellular component (GO): cell-substrate junction
Molecular function (GO): integrin binding
Source: RefSeq, a predicted model, not a curated record
CCUCCUCCCCCUCAGUUCAGUUGAGCUUGUUCGGUCGAGCUUCUUGGGUGAUUUCGUGACUGUUACAAACCGCGAUGCUUCGGAAGUGACAUUUUCAGUGCUAAGUGAACACAAAUCCUUCCAAAAUGUUGGCCGACGGAGAAAUAGUGGGCGACGGAUCAUGGAACCUCAUGGUUUACGUGACCGAUCUGAACGAGAAACGCACCUUGGUUGUAAAAGGUGACAUGCACAUUGGAGGAGUGAUGCUGAAAUUGACAGAACUCUUCGGUAAGAUUUUCAAGAAAGACUGGUCCGACCACGCCCUCUGGUGGCCAACCCGCAACAAAUGGCUCUCCAAACCCCGCCAGACCCUCGACCAGUGCGGUGUCCACGCCGACGCAUGUCUACACUUCACACCUAUGCACAAACCGUUGAGGAUCCAACUGCCAGACUUGAGAUACAUCGACUGCAAGAUAGACUUCUCUAUUGACACGUUCAGCGCGGUGGUACAACUUUGCAAGAGUCUUGGUAUCCGGCACCCAGAAGAAUUGUCCCUCUGCUAUCCACUGGAGCAGUCCCACCUCAAACAGAACUACCAGAACCUGAAAGAGGCGAAGCGGCUUCGGCCGUCAGCACCUCCGGAUACUAACACGUUCAUCGCCGCCACCAGAGGAUCGUCCAACAGCUUGGAUAGGUCUAACGGGUGUCCGGCGACGCCUCCACCGCCGAGGUCGCAGUCAGCUACACCGGUAGCAUCGAAUGGCACCCUCAGGCGCUAUGGCACCCACAUCUACAGCACACAGAGCGACGGUUCCAGCGACGGGGGCUACUGCGGGACGCCGCCGCGCGCCGCCUCGCUCGACGCCAUUGACGCCCUGGCUGACUUGUCACUCGCUGACUCGCCUUUAGAGCCAGACAGUCAGUCAAGAGAGUCGCUGCUGACGCCUAAGACACUUGUUGAACGGGCUAGGAUGAAUGUUGGCUGGCUAGACUCCUCUCUCUCCAUCAUGGAGCAAUGCAUACGAGAGUGGGACACCCUCCAGCUCCGCUUUAAGUUCUACUCGUUCUUCGACCUGACCGCGCGUGCGCAGGACGCACCGCGCCUCAACCAGCUGUACCAGCAGGCGCGCUGGCAGAUCCUGAACCAGGAGGUGCACUGCACCGAGGAGGAGAUGCUGCUAUUCGCCGCGUUACAGCUUCAAAUCGAGCUGCAGACGCUCGCGGGCGGCAGCGUGGACGCCGCCGACGGACACACCUCCAACGCCGCACCCGACGACAUCGACGCGGCGCUCAGCGAGCUGGAGACUCAGCUGGAAGGCGGCCCGCCCGCCAGACCCGACAUCAUGCAGGUCCCGGAGUUGGCUGGACAUCUCAAAUACAUGAGACCAAAACGCUUCACCCUGAAGGCGUACAAGCGCGGCUGGGUGUCGUGCCGCGACGGCGUGCUGCGCAUCCACGCGUCGCGCGACGCGGCCGCGCGCGGCGACGCGCCCGGCUACUGCGCCGAGCUGCGCGGCGCCGAGGUGACUCCAGACGCGCACCCGGCGUCCAAUCGCUACAGCAUCAAACUAGAGGUGCCUUCGGAAGACGCCAUGAACGAGAUCUGGCUCCGGUGUGAGAACGAGGAGCAAUACGCGGAGUGGGUGGCGGCGUGCCGGCUGGGCGCGCGCGGCCGCUCGCUGGCCGACGCGGGCUUCGCCGCCGAGGCCGCCAACGUGCGCGCCUUGCUGCGCCUGCAGACACCGCAACCAGCCGCCGUCGCACACCACAACGUUCCACACUUGGAACAGCUGCAGCCGGAGAACUAUGUCGCUCCGAGGGUCUUGAAGAGACUCAAGGGGAAGUUCACCCAACGCGUCCUGGAAAGUCACGCGAACGUGAAAGACCUGCCGCUACUCGAAGCCAAGCUCCAGUACAUCAAGACCUGGCAGAACCUGCCCGACUACGGCCAGACCCUGUUCGUGGUCCGCUUCAUGGGCCACAGGAAAGACGAGGUCAUCAGCAUCGCCAACAAUCGCAUCAUGAGGCUCGACCCUAGCACCGGAGACCAUUUGAAGACCUGGCGGUAUAGCACUAUGAAGGCAUGGAACGUAAAUUGGGAGAUAAAACACAUGAUGGUGCAAUUCGAGGAAGGCAACAUCAUAUUCUCAGUGCAGUCGGCCGACUGCAAGGUGGUGCACGAAUUCAUCGGCGGGUACAUAUUCCUCUCCAUGCGCUCCAAGGACGCCAACCAGACCCUCGACGAGGAACUAUUCCAUAAGCUCACUGGGGGUUGGACGUAAACUGAUUUCUCAAAAGUAUAAAACUACAGUCAGAUUUUAAUUGAGCAAUGAAUUGAUUAUAUAAGAUGAAAUCGUUUACCGAGUUUGACAGCUAAAAUAGAAUGGGACCGCAGAAUAAAUAAUCGUACUACCGUACAGAAAUUAUACUUCCUACAAAACCGAAGUUUGAUAGCGAUUCUGGGACGAAUCAAGUCCCUUUCUUAUGGCAUAUCUUCGUUGCUGCAACGUCAAGUUUUGCCAACCCUAAUAAUUGCUCGUUGCAACGCUGAGCCGAACGGAGCCGAGAGCGCCCGAAAAGUCCAGUGCUAGCCCAUUCACGGGGCCCAUAUUUUGUGAUAACUUAAUUGUUACAACUUUUGGCGCCAUCUAAAUUAGCUGUCAAAUUCAAAGCACGAAUUUGUUUUACUACACAUCUAAUAUAAUCAAUUUAUCUUUAAUAUUGAGUAAUUUUUUAUUUAAUAGCGGUCCGAAGCGUUAUUCAUUUUCACGGUUUUAUUUACAGUUUCACCUCGAGUCAUAUGUUUAUACUGACGCGUGUUGGUGAAAAGUAUUAUGUUAAAUGAUGUAGUUUUAAGAAUAUUGAUUGGUGCUCUUUCUCGGCAAAGAUGGCAACAUUAUGUUGCAGUGUCCCCAAAUGAUGAUAAUAAUAUAAAAAUUACGUAGAUCGCACCAAUAUUUAUAACCACAAACUUCACUUUUUUUAGCCUUGACAUACACGAUCGAUAGUUAUAUUUCUUUUUAUUUAUGUUACUUUUUAUUACAAAUGUGUAUAAGAAUGUAUUUUUGUAGUAAAUGAACUAAUUGAAUCAUAUAUUUAGAUCUUGUUUUUAGUGCUUCCAAUAAAAAAUAUAGCUUUUUUGUAAAUGCCAAAUAAUAUUGAAGCAUAUAUUCAUUACAGUAUGUAAUUAAAUUCUAGUUUUAAGUUGAAAUGCGAUGGAUACGAGCUUUUAAUAGAUGUAAUUUAUAAUUUAUGCAAAUGUUCAAAUGAUAUAUUGUCCUGGAUGUAUACUUUAAUAAUUAUAAUCUAUUAAAUAUUCAACAAUGUCUUUCACAAGGUGCCAUUUAACGAAUCAUAAAAUGUAAUAAUUGUCUGAAUACUGGCCUUACUCUAUAAUAAAUAAGUUGAUCAGUGCCUCAAUAAUAUAUAAUGUGUAAUAUUCCAGAUUUUAAUAUCCUUUUCUCUAUGUCAAAUAUUUGUGACAACGUCAAUAGUAUAAAAAGCCUAUUGUGGUUAAAUAUUAAAAAGUUAACCUAUUUGAACGCCAAGAACACCUAAAGGUGUCGUAAUUAGUCAAGCCCACAUGCCCCAUGAAUACAUAAGCCCGCCCCCCC